AUGAGCCCACUCACUCUGACAGCCUGGAAUGUUCGUUCCCUUUUAGACAAUCCGAGAAGCAACCGACCGGAACGGAGGACGGCGCUAGUGGCACGAGAACUGGCGCGCUACAAGGUGGACAUCGCCGCACUCAGCGAGACCCGAUUCUCCGAACAAGGCCAACUGGAGGAGGUGGGUGCCGGCUACACCUUCUUCUGGAGUGGUCGACCCAAGGCAGAGCGACGAGACGCGGGCGUCGCCUUCGCCACCCGGAACGACAUCGUGGGACGACUGCCCAGUCUGCCGCAGGGCAUCAACGAUCGCCUAAUGAGCCUCCGUCUGCUUCUCCGAGGUGGGAGAAAUUCGCCAACAUCAUCAGCGCCUACGCUCCGCCGAUGAUCAACCCCGACAUUGUCAGAGACAAAUUCUACGAGGACUUGCACGCCCUCUUGGCGACUGUGUCGAAGGCGGACAAGUUGAUUGUCCUUGGCGACUUCAACGCUCGCGUCGGCACAGACCAUACUGUCUGGAGAGGAGUGCUGGGUCCCCACGGUCUCCGCGGCUCAAACGACAACGGUCUGCUGCUUCUCCGCACUCUCCUGACUGAGAAGACACAAAUUCUACAGCGAUGGGCCGUGCAUUUCUGAGGCGUCCUCAACCGCCCUUCCGCCAUCUCUGACGCCGCCAUCAAGCGUUUGCCGCAAGUGGAGACCAACGUCGACCUCGACCUCCCGCCAUCUCUCCAGGAAACCAUCAGGACCGUUCAGCAGCUCUUCAGCGGGAAAGCACCCGGAUCGGACGCAAUCCCUGCUGAGGUCUACAAGCACGGGUGUCCCCAACUAAUGGAUCACCUGACUGCGCUCUUCCAGGAGAUGUGGCGUCAAGGCGAAGUCCCACAAGAUUUCAAAGACGCAACCAUCGUGCAUCUCUACAAGCUGCGACAAUCACCGCGGCAUCUCCUUGCUGAACAUUGCCGGGAAUAUCUUCGCUCGCAUCCUGCUCAACCGCCUCAAUAACCAUCUGGAACAGGGCCUUCUGCCGGAAAGCCAAUGCGGCUUCCGUCGUCAUCGUGGGACCACGGAUAUGAUCUUCGUCGCCCGUCAACUUCAGGAGAAGUGUCAGGAGAUGCGGACCCACCUGUAUUCUACCUUCGUGGACCUGACGAUAGCCUUCGACACGGUGAAUCGUGAAGGACUGUGGAAGAUCAUGCAGCAAUUCGGCUGUCCGGAGCGAUUCAUUCAGAUGGUGCGUCAGCUGCACGACGGUAUGAUGGCGCGAGUCACGGACAACGGAGCUGUCUCAGAGUCAUUCGCAGUGACCAACGGAGUGAAGCAGAGAUGCGUGCUGGCGCCUACCCUCUUCAGUCUUAUGUUCUCUGCCAUGCUGAUGGACGCCUACCGCGACCAACGCCCCGGGAUCCGCAUCGCCUACAGGACGGACGGUCACCUCCUGAAUCAACGGCGGAUGCAAUUCCAAUCGCGCGUAUCCACAACCACCGUUCACGAACUCCUCUUCGCCGACGACUGCGCCCUGAACACCACCUCGGAAGAGGAGAUGCAACGGAGCAUGGACCUAUUCUCCGCCGCCUGCGAGAACUUCGGUCUGCUCAUUAACACGCAGAAGACGGUGGUGAUGCACCAACCGCCACCCAACUCAGCCACAGCUCCCAACGCGCCGCCGCAAAUCAGCGUGAACGGAACCCGACUGCAAGUGGUGGAGAACUUCCUGUACCUGGGCAGUACUCUCUCCCGCAACACCAAGAUCGACGACGAAGUCGCCAACAGGAUCUCGAAAGCCAGUCAACCCUUCGGUCGCCUCCAAAGCACAGUUUGGAAUCGCCACGGUCUUCAGCUGAGCACGAAGCUGAAGAUGUACAAGGCCGUCAUCCUGCCGACACUACUGUAUGGAGCGGAGACUUGGACGGUGUACACGAGUCAGGCACGCCGUCUGAACCACUUCCACCUCAUUUGUCUCCGUCGCAUCCUGAGGCUGAAAUGGCAGGAUAGAAUCCCCGACACUGAUGUGCUGGAAUGGACGGGAAUCCUCAGCAUCUACACCAUACUGAGGCAAAUCCAGCUGCGAUGGAGCGGCCACCUGGUGCGCAUGUACGACGAGCGACUACCCAAAUGACUCUUCUACGGAGACGUCGCGGCGGGUUCUCGCUGUCAAGGAGGCCAGAUCCACCGUUAUAAGGAUACCCUGAAGUCCUCCCCGAAACGCCUGCAAAUCAACCCGACCAACUGGGAGGAGCUCGCACUCGAUCGACCGACCUGGAGGAGGACAGUGAAGACAGGCGCUGCGACAUACGAAGCCAACCGCAUCGCUCCCGCCAAAGCGAAACGCGAAGCCUGUAAAUCACAACUUCGCCCAGUACGCAACGCCGCCACACAACCGCUUCCAACGUGUCCUCGAUGUCAACGGACAUUCCGGGCUCGAAUCGGACUUGUUGGACAUCUUCGGAUUAACUGUGCAUCUCGAACGUCACCAACGAUCGUCCCCCGCCUGCCUCUUCCUCCUCCUCUCCGCCGCCAACUAGCCCUGACAAUUCUUCUGACCCACCACUUCCAUCCUCCUCAUCCUCUUCCUCCUCCUCCACCUACUCCUCCUCCACUGCUUCAACGGCGGCCGCUCAGGCGACUGUCACGCGCGCAAAAACAGACACCACCACCACCUCCCCCGACUCCAGUGACGAGGACCAGGACUACACCCGCCCUCACUGCGACCGCACCUUCAUUUCACACAUCGGCCUGGUCGGUCACUUGCGAAUCCAUCGCACAGAGACCGGCGAACCAGUGCCAGGAGCACCAACCUGCACCCACCUCACUCGCAUAUGGUCACUGUAA
This is a messenger RNA of Spirometra erinaceieuropaei, 2822 nucleotides long. The record is from the annotation of a GenBank genome assembly. NCBI's taxonomy places the organism in Eukaryota, Metazoa, Platyhelminthes, Cestoda, Diphyllobothriidea, Diphyllobothriidae.